Gymnodraco acuticeps is the source of this 2169-nucleotide messenger RNA. It is a transcript of the gene fxyd6, whose product is annotated as FXYD domain containing ion transport regulator 6. The transcript is spliced from 8 exons. Gene Ontology annotation, biological process: regulation of sodium ion transmembrane transporter activity. Bases 511 to 903 code for a protein of 130 amino acids. Gene Ontology annotation, molecular function: sodium channel regulator activity. The record is from RefSeq and is a predicted model, not a curated record. Gene Ontology annotation, cellular component: membrane. Lineage: Eukaryota; Metazoa; Chordata; Actinopteri; Perciformes; Bathydraconidae.
AUAAGCGCACAUAUUUGAUGUCUUAUAUAUUUUUAUGUUCUCAGAAAAUGUUUAGUAAGAAGGGGUAAAUAUAGCAUGCAAAGAUGGGUUGGAAGAAAACGCAAUUUGUUUUUAGGAUUUUAGUGAAUACAAGCACAUUUAUAGUAAAAUUAUUUUAUGCCAACGUGCAGUAUUUGCAAUAUUUUGGAUACACGAUGCUGCUCUCAUUGACUUGCAGAGAUGCCAUUUACAACGCUGCUUGUGGUUUAUUAUCACUGAUACAGAACGAGGGUGUGUCUGCUGGCAAUGAUCACUAGACUUCAGUGGUUGCGCGUUAUUUUAAAAAAAAAUUACAAUUACAGAGACAUUUUAAAUUCUUAAAAAGAGCGUGACCAAUUCAUUUUCUCUCACCGAUGUCGUUGAUAGCCAAAUUUCGGUUGUCGUGCGUGAUGUCACUGCUGUUAUUAAAGACGGCUACACUGAAAGGGGAUAUCACAUUGCGCAUGAUGGCUGUUUUUUCUGCUUCAUCAAAUGAUCCACAGGUUGACGGACGCACAAGUGGAUGGAUGCCCAGACGUCACGCAUCGGGUGUUGAAAUAUAUUGUGCCAAUUGCCAUGGAAACUAUUCUGCUCUUCCUCUCUUCACUCCUGGUGUGUGUGGCUGCUGUGGCAGACCCCAGUGCACAGGAUGGCAAGGAGACAGUUGAAAACCCUUUUAUUUAUGACUAUGAGACCCUGAGGAUCGGGGGAUUGGCAUUGGCCGUGGUGCUGUUCACACUGGGCAUUCUUCUCAUUCUUAGUCGAAGGUGCCGCUGCAGUAUCAACCAGAAGCCCAGGCCCCCUGGAGACGAGGAGGCACAGGAUGAGAACCCGAUUGUCCCCACGGCUACACCGGCCGUCAAGGAGACUCCAGCAGAAAACUGAGGGAACUUCACCUGACUGAGCUGCCUUCUGAUGUGAUGAUCGUUUUAUUUGAUAUGAACCCACUAUAACACUGAUGAAAUGGAUGAUUGUGAUAAUUGGUUAUAUGAUAGGGUUAGAGGGAGGUAUUCGUUUAGAGGUGUGAUAUGUAAAUACAUCUUAAAGACAAACCUUUAGCCCCUGUACUCCGUUGUGACCGUGCCAGUCCCUCCGUGCUCUUGUCCGUUCUUGUGCCUUUCUGUGAAAGUCUAGUCCAGUUCUUUGUUUUAGCCAGUAGCACCUUGGACACAAGAUUGUCUUAAAAUCCCAAGAAAAUUUCUAAAUGUUGUGUGGUCUACAGUUAAUUGUGUUGUACUCCUAUUUAUUGCCUAUAGGUUUUAGGAAUUGUCAAUUUGUUGUUUAUUUGUCCUGGAUAAUGUUUUUCACUUUUGGAUUGUAAAACAAACAUAUAAACUGUAUAAGUAUAUAUAAUUAUAUACAGAUAGUGUACAGAUACGAUAUACAGUCUAAUAUCCUUAAUUUAGGUCUGCUUUUGAAAGAUUGUGUGUGUUUGCAUGCACAUAUGUGUGUGCAUACACUGAAAAUAUAUGAUUGUGUAUAUCACAGGUGCAUGUGUAUCUCUACAUGUAAAUGUGAUGAGCCUUAUAUAAGACAAUCUGAACUGCCACAGCUCUCUGACCGAACACAGGUAUCAGCACGAGCUCCUUCACCGCUAUGUUUGACUAACCAUAGUGGAGGGAGCUCCUGCAUCAGCUGUCUCACUGCCUUCUUCUCCAAAAAAUCACUUAACCGCACCGUCACUGGCUCCGCUUGGAUUAACUAGUCUCCAGCAGACUAUGAUUAGUUUCCCCUCACACAUAGUGUCGCAAAGCUAUGAAGCCUUUGUCUCUUUCUUUUCUCUUUCAUUCUUGUUUAUUAAAUUGCUUGCUCAGGCUCUCUGAUGCUUUGAGGAGCCACACAUGUACAUUUUUGAAAAAAGAGAGACAAAGUUUUGGUGCUGAGUUUGGGAGAAGUAAAAUUAAAAAUGUACAUUUUUUGUGUGCAAUAUUUCAUUGAUAGUAGCCUUAGCCAAAUCAAAUCGAAAGAACAAAUGAGCAACCCUUAAUUGUUGUGAAUCUCCUGUCAGGCUUUUAUCAAUUGUUUUGUCUGACUAUUCAAAGAUGAAGGCUGUACUUACUAAAUGCUUUGUUCAUUUUGUGUGUGAGGCCUUGUUGUGUAGCCACAUGUUGUGUUUUGGCAUAAAUAAAUAAAAGUAUGUUUGAACACACA